AUGAAAACUUUGAUCCAAAGACACAACGUGAAUGGACACAACCUUGAUAUUCGCUACAACAAAGGGAAGUUUGAGUUUGCUCAUAGCCAGGGCACCCACGACAAUGGCAACUUUGUGGAUCGGAUGAAGAAUGAGAUCGAGGCGUCUCUAAGGGAGGACCCUGAUUUGAUCUUGUUCCUGGACCUCCAGUUGGAUGGACAACGUCAUGAGCUCGACAAGGAGGACCUCCAGACAAGGAAGCAACAGAAUGAGUAUCUCCUUCCCAAACUACAGCAGGAGUUUGACAAGAUGCCAUACAUUCGAGACAUGAUGUUCAACCAUGCUGACCCGCGUUGGAAGAAACACACGGAUUGGCCUACUCUUGGAGAACUGCAAAAGGCAAACCAGAGACUUGUGGUUGUCACGGAUGCUUCUGUCAUUGCUGACGGAAACUUUGGCAAGGGUAGAAUCAUGCACAAUUCCCCAUCAUGA
Messenger RNA from Seminavis robusta, 471 nucleotides. The record is from the annotation of a GenBank genome assembly. Lineage: Eukaryota; Bacillariophyta; Bacillariophyceae; Naviculales; Naviculaceae.